Messenger RNA from Protopterus annectens (West African lungfish), 1237 nucleotides. RefSeq names its product enoyl-CoA delta isomerase 1 (gene ECI1). Gene Ontology annotation, molecular function: enoyl-CoA hydratase activity. The record is from RefSeq and is a predicted model, not a curated record. The coding region runs from base 97 to 999 and encodes 300 amino acids. The transcript has 7 exons. Lineage: Eukaryota; Metazoa; Chordata; Ceratodontiformes; Protopteridae. Gene Ontology annotation, biological process: fatty acid beta-oxidation. Gene Ontology annotation, cellular component: mitochondrion.
CGACGCUGCUCUGCACCUCUUAGUACAUUUUCUCUGCUCUUCCUACCGUCUCUCUCCCGAUGACCCUUUAGCAGUCAUUGUUGCUUCCUGUUUACAAUGGCAGCGGCUUGGAGAAGUUGUUCUCUGCUUGCUUUGUCAGGUCGUUUCACAGUACAACAGAAGCUGGGAAGAGCUCUCUACCAGUCACAAUGGGUGACCUCUCACAGGAAUCUGUCUACAAGUCAAAUUGCGGUAGAGGUGAAUGAAAGCACAGGUGUGGCAGUGAUGAAGAUGAAGAAGCCUCCUGUGAAUAGCCUCAACCUGGACUUUCUAACUCAGUUUUCAAUAUGCAUGGAGAAGCUGGAACUGGACAGAGGCUGUCGAGGCCUUGUCAUAACCUCUGCUAUCCCUAAAAUUUUUUCAGCAGGCCUGGAUAUAUUGGAAAUGUACGGGAAGACCGAUGAGCAUUACGCAGAAUUUUGGAGAGCAGUACAGGAGAUGUGGCUCAAACUUUAUGGUUCAAACAUGGCAACUAUAGCUGUCAUCAAUGGCAACAGCCCCGCAGGUGGUUGCUUGAUGGCCCUGUCCUGUGACUACAGGAUCAUGACAGAGAAUCCCAAAUAUAGCAUCGGUCUGAAUGAAACACUACUUGGGAUUGUUGCCCCCUUCUGGUUUAGGGAUACCAUGAUAAAUAGCAUUGGAAACCGUGCAACUGAACUCUCUCUUCAGCUGGGACUCAUGUACAGUGCUCCAGAGGCUUUGAAAAUUGGCUUGGUGGACGAGUUAAUACCUGAAGAUAAAAUCUACGAGACUGCUUUAAACACCAUGUCUAGGUGGCUGGCAGUUCCAGAUCAUGCCCGCCAACUUUCAAAGUCCAUCAUGAGGAAGGCUACUGUGGAUCGACUGCUAACACACAGGGAGUCAGAUGUCCAGAAUUUUGUUAGUUUCAUCAGCAGAGAGUCCAUUCAGAAAUCUCUUGGGAAAUAUAUGGAAAAACUAAAGCAGAGAAAGGAAACAUGAACCAACUUUAAUUUUUGCGAACUAAACUGUAAGACAUGCAAUGGGUUUCAGUAAUUGUUUUGCAUUACAUCAUCAGUUCUGCAGCUGUCAUAGAACAACAGGGUAGUGUUACAUCACUGGAUUAAUGAUCAUAUUCAAAAAAUCUCCACAAACAUACCUCUCAACUGUACAAUUUUUGCCUAAUUUUUCAUACAAUUGUGGGUUUCUGAUAAAUUAGUAGCAAAUCAUUAAAUAUUGA